AUGACCAAAUUUGUUAUUUUACUAAAAAAUAAGACGAUCCCAGAUGAUCCGUAUGAACUUAAAUUUGAAAAAGAAGGUUAUUCAACAAAAUUCAUUCCCUUAUUGAAGCAUUCUCAUUCUGAUAAAGAUGCAACUAAAAAGUAUCUAUGUAGUGAGGAGUUCAUGCAAACACCUAUCUUCAUAAUAACGAGUCAGAGAGCGGUUGAAAUACUUAACGAAUGUAUCUCCGAGCUUCAAGACGAAGCGAUUAAACAGCGCAUUUUUACAAAGAUAGGAUAUACAGUGGGCCCCGCUACGGACCAAGCUUUGAAAGAUGCCGGAUUUCAUAAUAUAAGAGGCGGUAAGAGAGCUGGAAAUGGCUCUAUAUUGUCCAACAUCAUCAUAGAUGAAAUACAAAAUGAUCAGAAGAUAGUUUUUAUAACAGGAGAAAUUAGAAAAGAUAUUAUUCCUAGGAAACUUAAAGAUAAUGGGUUCCAGCUCUCUGAACGAGUGAUAUACAAAACAAAACCAAGAACUGACAUAAUUAAUAACUUUAAGCGGGAGUGGGAAAAUGCUCCACAGAACCCAUGGCUAGUGUUUUUCAGUCCUCAAGGAACGGAGGAAAUUGUAAGUCAUAUUGUCAAUACAGGAGCUACUGUAAAGAUUGCAUCAAUUGGUCCAACAACGAAAGAGUACUUAGACAAAAAAUCAUUAACGCCACACAUUGUUUCCAAAAAGCCAGAGGCAGGAUCACUUUAUGAAUCAGUUUUUGAUUUCGACGGGUAA
This is a messenger RNA of Priceomyces carsonii, 765 nucleotides long. RefSeq names its product uroporphyrinogen-III synthase (gene HEM4). Gene Ontology annotation, biological process: uroporphyrinogen III biosynthetic process. The record is from RefSeq and is a predicted model, not a curated record. The coding region runs from base 1 to 765 and encodes 254 amino acids. NCBI's taxonomy places the organism in Eukaryota, Fungi, Ascomycota, Pichiomycetes, Serinales, Debaryomycetaceae. The transcript has a single exon. Gene Ontology annotation, cellular component: cytosol. Gene Ontology annotation, molecular function: uroporphyrinogen-III synthase activity.